UGUCCAGCAGAUGGCUGCAUUUCUCUUUUGCCCCAAUUCCAAAACCUGCACACCAUUCAAGCAAAGAGAAAAAAUGUUUCCUGAAGGAAUAACUUUUCCUUGUGGCAGAAAAAAGAGCCCUCUGUAUUGUUGGAGCUAAAAUGUUUGCUAUCUUUCUCCAUACAGUGAAGUCAGCAUGUCAUUCGCCAUUUCCAGUGAACAGUGUCAAUUAAUCAACCACAACCUUUUUGUUGUUCAUUGGCUGUUAUGUUUUACAGUAAAACCACAGCGCCUAUAAGAGCCUUGUUCAACUUCAGCAUUGUAUUGAGGAUUCUCUGGUUUGCACAUAUCACCUGAUUCAAGAUUAUUCUGCAACCAGGAACUGAAUGAGUGAAGAUGAAACUGACAUGUUCCCUCCCUCUGGUUUUGUUUCUUCUUUUGGUCAUCAGCCAAGGUGUCUUCAGUAACCCCCCUUCAGGAAACUGUUGUAUGUCAGUAGCAUUUCCCAGCCAAAUGAGUAUCUGUGCUGUGACUGGAUCAUCAGUGGUCAUAUCCUGCUCUUUCAAGAAUCCUUGUAACCUCACCAUCUCUAAAAUCUACUGGGGGAUCACAACCCAGGAUGGAAAAACGCCUACUGAUCUGAAAUUGAAUGCUGCGUACCAAGGUUGUGUGCAGUAUUUCUGGAACAAUGACACCGACUGCACAAUGAAAAUACAGAAUGUGCAGAAAGAGGACAGCUCAAGUUAUCGACUCAUUUUUGAGAUUGAGAAUCCCAAUAAGACAAGGGAAGGCAAGUUUGAGAUCAAUUUCACAGUCACAGAUCUUACAGUGCUGGUUCCUCUACCAGUGAUUGAGGGCGGUGAUGCAAAGUGGCUUUGCAUGAGUGUCUGCAAUGUGACAGGCGAUCCCAAAGUGAUAUGGAGAAAGAAUGGACAAGUUUUAACUGGUAAACAGAGAAACAGACAUGAACUUGAGCUCCAGAAUGUCAGUAUUAAGGAUGAAGGCUUCUAUUCCUGUGGAACUGCAUCUGCGUGGCCUACUGAGCUGAGCUUUGGGACCUGUCUGACGAUAGGUGUAAGUGUGAGUGCAGCUGGGGUUCUGGUUCUGGUCUGUGUGGUAAACUGGAUCAGUGUCAAGAAGAGAUCAGGGGGGCACAAGAAAAGGGACAAUGGCCAUCUCUUCACUCUUCAGCCCCAAGCCCCCAGAGAGUCUGGACGAGAGUCCGACGUCCAGUACACCACUGUCCAGUUCAAACGCAGGGAAUCUCCAGAAACUGAGGGGGAUGAUGUCCAGUGUGCCAGUGUCCAGUUCAAAAUGGCUGGGGUGGCACAGGGGAUAGUGGAGAGUGACAGGAAGUGAGUGUGAGAGAGAGUCGGGGUGGGAUCCGGAAAGGACCACGGGGCGGGAAUCGAACCCGGGUCGCCGGUGAAUGGUGCAGAUGCCCCAGCCAGUUACACCACACUGUAGCCUAUUACAACGUGGAGCAGCAGUCUGAUAGUCGUCCACAACCAGGUCACAGAAAGUGCACCCCACAUUUGUGCCACAAAUUGCCUACUCCAUAACACAAACAACCUGUAACUCACCCAUUAGAAAUUCUAGCCUUAGUUCAGCAAAGUCCUUAAUGAUAUCUUAUUGAAAUCCAACUGCCUGGCUCUGCUGUUCUCUAUGGAGAGUAUGGCCAAUCUACUCAAUGGUUUUUGUCCCAUGCUUGCCUACUCCUUAGGUAGGACUUAACAUCAGCAUCGGUAGCACCAACACCAGCAGCAACAUUAGAAAACUAUCCAAUUUAAUAACUUUGGAUUUAGUCUCCUCCAGUUCUUGCCUUUCUUUUAUCUUGUGUGUGCUCGUAAUUAUGAGAUAAUGUGAUAUUUGUUUUGAAAGCAAUGAGCUUCCAUAUCUUCUAACAUCUGAACGUAAACAAAUAGUGUCACCAUGACUAAUAGUUAUAGGGCAAGAGAGUGGUAUAAAUAGCUAUCAAUCCCUUACAAAAUAAACAUUGAAAAACAUGAAAAGAAAAAUAAACAUCCGAGAACUGCUGUCGAGAUUCCAUCACGAUGUUGAGUGAUGAGCCCAAGUACUGACGGGAGGGGGCCCAAGUCGGGGGCGUAGUGGUGGGCCCCCCUCCGCGCCAGGGCCCUGGUACCUUCGGUAAUUCUGCCAUUGCAAGUUCUCCUCACAUACAAUAUAAUCUCCAGAUCUCAGGACUAUGAAACAAUCUAUAACAAAAUAGGAAAGAAAGUGACUCUUUUGUGAUUUCAAUAUGCCUAAGUUGUGCAGAGUUCUUUUGACACUGUACUGAUGUCUUCUUGCAGUUCACCUGAUUUACCAGAGGGGGAGCUCUCUGUAAUCUACAGCAGUGUUGCAAGAAACGGAAGCCCAACUAAACCAUCUAGUUUUCCGGGG
Messenger RNA from Alosa alosa (allis shad), 2382 nucleotides. RefSeq lists its product as uncharacterized. NCBI's taxonomy places the organism in Eukaryota, Metazoa, Chordata, Actinopteri, Clupeiformes, Clupeidae. The record is from RefSeq and is a predicted model, not a curated record. The coding region runs from base 376 to 1338 and encodes 320 amino acids. The transcript is spliced from 8 exons.